Molecule: messenger RNA, 1557 nt
Organism: Micropterus salmoides (largemouth bass)
Lineage: Eukaryota; Metazoa; Chordata; Actinopteri; Centrarchiformes; Centrarchidae
Product: T-box-containing protein TBX6L-like
Exons: 8
Coding region: 37-1140 (367 amino acids)
Biological process (GO): heart morphogenesis; regulation of transcription by RNA polymerase II; pattern specification process
Cellular component (GO): nucleus
Molecular function (GO): RNA polymerase II cis-regulatory region sequence-specific DNA binding; DNA-binding transcription factor activity, RNA polymerase II-specific
Source: RefSeq, a predicted model, not a curated record
GCGUGUUUCUCCACAGACUCCAAAUUGAAUUUAAGCAUGUCCAGGUCCCCUCCAGCAGCUGACUCAUACCAGCAGGGCUGCAUCAGGAUGACCCUUGAGAACGCAGAUCUCUGGAAGUCCUUUCACAGCAUCUGGACAGAGAUGAUUAUAACAAAGCAUGGAAGGAGAAUGUUUCCACACUGCAGCAUCAGUCUAUCUGGGCUUCAACCUUUUGCCAAUUAUGUUGUCAUGGUAGAUAUGGUUCCUGCAGACAGCUUCAAAUACAAGUGGAAAAAGGAGCAGUGGGAGGUCGCGGGGAAGGCAGAGCCCCAGCCCCAGUGUCGGACAUACAUGCACCCGGACUCCCCUGCCCCAGGGAGCCACUGGAUGAAGCAGUCAUUGUCUUUUCUCAAGAUGAAGCUCACCAACAACACCUUAGACCAGCACGGCCAUAUCAUUCUGCACUCCAUGCAUCGCUACUACCCCAGGUUCCAUGUCUGCCAGGCAGAUAGUCCUUACACUGUCCGCUGGGGCCCAUUUCAGACCUUCUCCUUCCCAGAGAUGACCUUCACUGCAGUGACCGCUUACCAAAACCCAAAGAUCACUAAAUUGAAGAUUGACCACAACCCCUUCGCUAAGGGAUUCAGGGAGGGGGGCACCCACUCCCACAGUAAAAGGUGUCGUUCAAAUAGAAGCCCUCCCGCAAAAAGAGCUUUCCUGGACAAGAAAGCUCUUUGCAACAGUCCCCCAGACCUGCAGAGGAUGCCCUCCACCUCUCAGUCAGUGCAGGCAAUGAAGAAUCAGGCCUCCACACAGCCGUUAUUGAAGGGGGGUCACCUUUCAGCCUGGGCACUGGAGCAGGACCCAUCCAAGAGUCCACACGCUGAGCCCCCGGAGCUGCACGAGUAUGACUACAGCUGUGAAGAACAGAUGGUGCCUGCAUCCACGGCAUACCAGCCCUACAGACCUGCGGAGUACGCCAGAUUUCCAUUGCCUUCCAAUGACGUGGAUCCAGCAUACAACCCCAUCCACCCUCCCCCUCAUCCACUUGCCACAGCUGAACACAACGGCCAACAACAUGGCUACUACAACCAUCCCCACCACCAUAGCCACGCAGCGGAUUGGAGCCAGUACCCGCUCUUCUCCUACUCCAAUUGGUGAAUGUUGACCCUGUGCAAUUGUGACAUCACCAGUGGAGGAUAAAACCACUAAAGCCUUGAAGGAAUGUUGUUAAUAUGACAUUUACUCUUUUUAGCUGACGCUUUUAUCCAAAGCGACUUACAAUUGAUAUUUUUUGUUAGAGGUUGCACGCCUCUGGAGCAACUAGGAGUUAAGUGCCUUGCUCAGGGACACACUGGUGUCACAGUGCGGUGUUGAACCCUCUCACACCAAAGGCAUGUGUCUUAUCCACUGCCCCAUCAUCACCCCUGAGUAGGCCAGCAACUGACGGGCCGCUGCAGUACUUUGUUUUAAAAGUGUAUAAUUGUGUAUAAAGUUUUAUAUAUUUCCAAGAGCAUGUAUUGUAUGUGGAGGUCACUUUAAGUUUUGUCAGUUUAACUGGACUCAAAUUGUAUUCAC